CCGUUUCAAAAAAGCAAAUAUGAGUUACUUUUUUAUAAUUUAAUCAAUAAUUUAAUCACUUUUUCCAUAAUUUAAUCAAAUCCCAAAUACCCUCUAAAUUGUGUUAUGAUUUCCCCUCCAUUCAUUCCUUCUGAGUUCUCUCCCGAAUUCGUCCCUGUCAAUUAUUCUAACUCCUUAACAUUGAAGAGAUGUACAGAAGUAGGUCUGCACGAUCUUCCUCCUACCAUGACACAGCCAUUAGGCUCUCGGAUUCGGAGAAGAUUGAAGGUGCCGGUAGCUGGGACGCCAUUGAAUGGACCAAAAUUGAACCUAUUUCAAGGUCUGUGUCGCAGGGAGUUAAAAAGUUCUUGCUCCAGGCUGAGAAGGUCAUCGUGGAGGAAAAUGGCGUUGUUCUUGUUAACACAGAUGAAGCCGGAACACUCUUUGUUACAAAUUUUCGUCUUCUUUUUUUGAGUGAAGGAUCAAGGGACAUCAUUGCACUGGGCACUAUACCACUGGCAACAAUUGAGAAGUUUAACAAAACUGUUUUGAAGCCUCCAUCAGCAGCUCGUCAGUCUGACAAGAACCCAUCCCAACGACUGCUUCAGGUCAUAGGCAAAGAUAUGAGAAUUAUUGUUUUUGGUUUUAGGCCUCGAACGAAGCAGAGACGUGCAGUAUACAAUGCAUUGUUGAAGUUCACAAAGCCCACAAGACUUUGGGAUCUCUUUGCUUUUGUUUCUGGCCCUUCCAUGUUUGUUAACGGAGAUCCAAAUGUUCGAUUACUAAAUGAGUACUUUCGGCUCUUGGGGUUACGAUCAUAUCAUGCUUCACUUAGAACCAUUGAAGAUGGGUCUUUCACAUUGUCUAACGAGUGGUGGAGAAUAAGCAAUGUGAACUUUAAUUAUUCACUUUGCUCGACCUAUCCAUUUGCCUUGCUGGUUCCAAAAUCUAUUAGUGAUGAUGAAAUCCAGCAAGCCUGUACAUUUCGCGCACGUUGUAGGCUUCCAGUAAUUUCAUGGACUCAUCAUGGAACUGGGGCUGUUCUGGCACGCUCAUCUCAACCCCUUGUUGGUCUCAUGAUGAAUCUUAGAAGCAACGUCGAUGAAAAGCUUGUUGCUGCACUCUGCUCUCAAUUUGCCGGAGGACAACAGAGGAAACUAUACAUCGCUGAUGCAAGACCUAGAAAAAAUGCUCUUGCAAAUGGAGCAAUGGGAGGUGGAUCUGAGUCGUCUUCUAAUUAUUUUCAAUCAGAGAUCGUUUUCUUUGGAAUAGACAAUAUACAUGCAAUGAGAGAGAGCCUAGCUCGGCUUAGAGACUACUUGGAUACUCAUGGGACCACCUCAUCAGAUGGAAUGUCAUCAUUUUUGAGGCAUGGCGGGUGGACAUGGGGAGGUGGUAACCUCAGCAGUAUGUCUGCUUCAGUUUCAACUCUUGGAGAUACUGGUUGGUUAAUACAUAUUCAAAGUGUCCUAGCUGGUUCUGCUUGGAUUGCUGCACGUGUUGCACUGGAAUCAGCUUCAGUGCUUGUCCAUUGCAGCGAUGGAUGGGACAGAACAACACAACUGGUAUCACUUGCCAGCUUGUUGCUUGAUCCAUAUUACCGGACAAUCAAAGGAUUCCAGGUACUCAUAGAAAAGGAUUGGCUUGCAUUUGGUCAUCCAUUUUCAGAUCGUGCUGGAUUGCCAGCUUUAUCUGGAAGUGGGGACAUGCCGUCUGAGUUAACUAGACAGGUUUCGGUUGGGAGCUCGUCUCCCCUUCGCCAAUCGUCGGGCAUGUCUGCAUCUCCGAAUCCAAAUUCUUCACACGGCCAUAACAAUUGUUCCCCUAUUUUCUUACAGUGGAUCGAUUGUGUUUCACAGCUUUUGCGGAUGUAUCCUUCUUCCUUUGAGUUCUCCUCUGCAUUUCUGGUAGAUGUAUUGGAUUGCAUGCUUUCUUGUCGGUUCGGAAACUUUUUGUGCAAUAGUGAGAAAGAAAGGCAACAAGCUGGUAUUGCUGAUGCAUGUGGAUGUUUAUGGGCAUAUUUGGAUGAUUUACGGUCUAUAGAAGGAAGUUCACACGUACAUUACAAUGUUUUCUAUGAUCCGUUGAAACAGGGAGGGGCAUUGCUACCUCCAGCUGCAGCUUUAGCUCCCACACUUUGGCCUCAAUUCCAUCUUCGAUGGGCUUGCCCUUCAGAGGCUCAAGGUGGUGAUGUGGAAGCACAGUGCCGAAUCCUCACUAGGAAAUUCUCUGGUAUGCAAAAGGCAAAGGAAGCUGCAGAAACAAGAAUCAAAGAAAUGGCAGCAAACACAAAACAUCUCUCUGCCGAGUUGCAAAACGAGAAACUCGUGAGUAGCUCAGCCAUUGACUCGGCAAAGAGAGCCAACAGGGAUCGUGUUGCCAUAACACGUGCCGUACAAUCACUGGGCUGCAAAGUACACAUCUCAGCAGAUGGUGACUGUAGCAUUGACAUCGAGAACAACCCUAAUCAAGUUCCUCAAAACUCUCUUCACUCUCCCUCAAGAAAUGAAAAACACCUGAGUUAUGGUGAUGAUGAGGUCAGCCCAGAUGACCCACCGAGCGACCCAUUUGGCCGAAUAUGCGAAUCGUUAUGCCCGAUGUGCACGAAAGAGGGAGGGUGCAGGUGGCCCAAUGCUGGGUGCACUCAGUUCGGGAGCCAAUGUGUUGGUUUUAAAGCAAAUUUUGAAGCGUUUGACCGGCUUUCUAUAUUCGACACUUAUUUCGAGUCCUAACAGAUGAUGAUAUAAUCAGAGGGCAGUGGGUUUUGCUUUUGAGGCUGUAAAUACGAAAGGUGUCUGAGUUGUAGGGAGAUUUGUGGAUGCUGAGAUUCUAAAACAAGAUGCUAACAAUGGAAGGUAGGCAAUACACAGUAUUGAGUUAGGGACAUAGUUUCUUUUGGGUUGUAAAGAGUUAUGUGUAGAUAUAAAUAAGGACACUCCAUUUUG
This is a messenger RNA of Cuscuta campestris, 2924 nucleotides long. Lineage: Eukaryota; Viridiplantae; Streptophyta; Magnoliopsida; Solanales; Convolvulaceae. The record is from the annotation of a GenBank genome assembly.